Ziziphus jujuba (common jujube) is the source of this 1083-nucleotide messenger RNA. RefSeq names its product protein PYRICULARIA ORYZAE RESISTANCE 21-like. The record is from RefSeq and is a predicted model, not a curated record. Gene Ontology annotation, biological process: regulation of defense response to fungus. The transcript has 3 exons. Lineage: Eukaryota; Viridiplantae; Streptophyta; Magnoliopsida; Rosales; Rhamnaceae. Bases 1 to 783 code for a protein of 260 amino acids.
AUGGGGAGGGAGAACAAUUUUCCAAAAACUGGUUCUUCUAUGACACCGGCAAAUGGGAGGACAAUUUUGGAAAGGGAAAGCUUAGCUUUGUUUUUAUGCCCUAGUUCUGUUUCGAAAGGAAAAGGGAAUGGAGGAAAAAAAAAAAACCAAAAACAACAAACUAAAAGAAAGUUGCAUUUUGGUAGAGAAAAUAGACCCAAAAAAAAAAAAGUACAAAGGGUAUUUUGGUCCUGUUGUACUAAAAGUUGGCUAUUCUUUAAAAAAAAUUUUUUUUUUGCUAUUUUUCUAAAAUGGAGUUGUAAUGUGGUUAUUUUUCAAAAAAAUCCAAAACCGAAGCCUAAACAACCUAAAAAGCCCAAAGAACCAGAAAAGCCCAAAGAACCAGAAAAGCCUAAAGCCGCUGAGAAACCUAAAGAACCAGAAAAGCCUAAGACCCCAGAGAAACCUAAAGAACCUGAGAAGCCUAAGGAACCACCGAAGCCUAAAGGGCCAGAGAAACCUAAAGAACCUGAGAAGCCGAAACCACAACCUCCUCCUCCUUGUCAACCGGUGCCCGGAUGCCCACCGCCGUUUGUUCCGAUGGGAGUAUGUUGCCAGCAAUGUUACAAUGGGAUUCCCGGUGGGCCAUGCUUUCAUGGCUAUGGUGGGCCACCACCAUGUUACCAAUACGAUGGGUACUGUGGAAGGCCAGUCUUUGAUAGCUGGGGUGGUGGAAGACCGGUCUAUGUGAGCCGCUGUGAUACUUUCAGUGAAGAAAAUCCCCAAGCUUGCACUAUUAUGUAGAUCAUUUUUUGUUUUUCUUUUUUUUGGGUUUUUUUCUUAAUAAGGAAAAAUUUUUCUUCUUAUAAUAUCUACUUAGCAGUGUUGGAAUGUUGAGUCAAGCUUCGGAUUCCAAAUGGGUUAUUUUUAUGUAGCACAAAAAAAUUAUCGUUGUUAUUAUAUAUAAGGUAGAUGGGGAAAUACUGGAAUAUUAAAUGAAUAUGGUUGUUUGUUGAUAGAGUGGGGGUACAUGAGGUGUUACAAUUUUUCUUAAAAAAAAUAAUUAAAUAACAAUAAUUGAAGGUCCCAUCAAUGAUUGCCCAA